GCAGGUUUCUUUGCUUACCAAAAGUGGUGCUAGUUGAUGUCUUAUGUAAUUAAUCAAAGGCCUUCAAUGAAUCCAAAAAAAUUCCACGUGUCAGACCUUUCCUUUCCAUAAUUAUUUGAAAUGCAUAUAAUGAAUAUCUCCUUUUUGAAUUCCAGAGUGCCUUGAGGAAAAUUUAUAAUUUUGUUACGACUAAAAUAAUGGAAGUCCACGUUUCUGGGAAGAUGUUAGCUAUUUGCUGUCAUUGUUUUUCCAGGGUGAACCCAAAGGAAACCCUCAAACUAUUUUUACCAUAUUUAUGUGAUAGAAUUGAGGAACUACUGAGUGAAAAUCCCAAUAUUCAGAAUGAGGAACACGUCGAUGACGAAUUGCUGUACAAUUUAUUGAUACUGUCAGAG
Leptinotarsa decemlineata (Colorado potato beetle) is the source of this 395-nucleotide messenger RNA. Its product is annotated as proteasome activator complex subunit 4. Gene Ontology annotation, molecular function: peptidase activator activity; proteasome binding. The record is from RefSeq and is a predicted model, not a curated record. Gene Ontology annotation, cellular component: nucleus; cytosol. Gene Ontology annotation, biological process: proteasomal ubiquitin-independent protein catabolic process. Lineage: Eukaryota; Metazoa; Arthropoda; Insecta; Coleoptera; Chrysomelidae.